Molecule: messenger RNA, 1249 nt
Organism: Aspergillus heteromorphus CBS 117.55
Lineage: Eukaryota; Fungi; Ascomycota; Eurotiomycetes; Eurotiales; Aspergillaceae
Product: amidohydrolase family protein
Exons: 2
Coding region: 220-1077 (285 amino acids)
Biological process (GO): secondary metabolic process
Cellular component (GO): cytoplasm; cytosol
Molecular function (GO): carboxy-lyase activity; hydrolase activity
Source: RefSeq, a predicted model, not a curated record
GAAGACCCGACCACAAACCCUAGCACUGAGCUUAAUCUUGCUCGGAAAAGCGGCAUGACCUCUACGCAGUUUGGUUCCUGAAGAGAUUCGGCAUUCAACUAAACGUAAUAGGGACCGGAUAACUCGGCAGUUGUAUGAACUUAAGAACCUGCCUCCUCCACUCCCAUCAGACCAUUUCAGUCAAGGAAUAUCCCACCACUGUCCAGGUCCAAACCCAAGAUGUCUAAGAUCGAUACACACCACCACUUUGUCCCGCAAUUCUAUGCCCAAGCGGUCGAAGAUGCCGGCGGCGACCCAUCGGGGUGGCCAACUCCGCGCUGGACACCGGAAGCCUCUCUAACAUCAAUGGACAAGAACGGGACCAAGAAAGCCAUUCUGUCGCUCACAGCCCCAGGCGCAGUGAUCGCCCCGGAUGCAUCCAAGCAACGGGCGCUGGCACGUCAAGCCAACGAAUACGCCGCCAGCCUGCGCGACACCAACCCCGAGCGAUUCGGGUUCUUCGCGGCCUUACCCUGCCUCCUGGACACCGCAGGAACACUCGCAGAAAUCCAGCACAGCCUGGACGUUCUCCACGCAGAAGGAGUCACCCUGUUCACGCGAUACGGACCCGGAAACCAGUAUCUGGGACAUCCGGCCUUCAAGCCGAUCUGGGAGGAGCUCAACGCCCGGAAAGCGGUGGUGUUCAUCCACCCUACUCAUCCGGCGGACACGAACCGCGUCAACCCCCAGCUGCCCCAGCCGGCGAUCGAUUAUCCGCAUGAAACGACCCGUACGGCUGUCGAUUUGCUCACGACGGGUACGAAGCGGGCGUAUCCGGAUUGCAAGGUCAUUCUUUCGCAUGCCGGGGGAACGCUUCCGUACUUGAUCUCUCGUCUUACCACGACUACUAAGUCCCCCGAGGCGACGUAUAAGCCCUACACGACUAGUCCGGAAGAGAUGGUAGAGGACUUUAAGUCGUUCUAUUUCGACUUGGCUCUUUCGAGCUCACCGGCGGUUUUGGCUUUGCUUUUGAGUCUUGUCCCGUACGAGCAUAUAUUAUACGGUAGGGAAUGGGGACUCGUGGAACUGGUUGAAUGAUUCCCGCUGACAGGAAUUCUGCAGGAUCUGAUUUUCCGUACGCUCAUAACGAUAAGAUUGCGGGGUUUAGGGAGGCGCUGGAUGAAUACCCGUUGUCCGAGGAAUUGAGGAAGAAGAUCUAUUCCGGGAAUGCUAAGGCUUUGUUUUCAUCUAACUAAGAUGGUUGGAUCAU